UGAUCGCAUUUAUCGUAUGUUUUGAGAGCAUUGAGAGCACAACUCAAGUGAUGACCCAUACGUUGAAUCAGUCGUUCACUUGAAGUCUCUAAGAAGUCAUCUCAUGUCUAACACAUCCAACAAAUUGAUUCAAUGGUUAAGUCAUCUGAUUAUAUAUGAUGUGAUAAUCAACAAAAAAAGUGAUGACAAAAGUCAAUGCAAGACAUGAGGAAUGAUUGAAGAGUUGAUUCAUCGAUACAUUUGAUUGAAUAUAAUGUUUUGAUUUGAGUUUUUAGAGCAAAGCAUUCAACGAGUGAUUCAUUCAUUGAAAUCAAUGCAAUAAAUAGUGUAAAGAAAUAAUGCAAUCAAUUGUGUGUUCAAUACAUUAAUAUUAAUACUAUAAACAUAUUAUAGUUUGCAUUACAUGUGCUUUCAUUUCGUUUAAAUCAAUGAAAACAUAAUAUUUUGUAUAACAAUAACUGCUGUUAUUAUUGAAUUUAUAUGAUAUUUGUUAUAUAUAUUUGUUAAUUAAUUAAAUCAAAACAAUUAUUGUUUUUCAUAACUAAGUGAUUGAUAAUUAUGGCAAAGGAUUUCAACGAAGCCUUAGAUGACAUCAAUUUUGCUGAACAAAGACGUCACCGACAAAUGGGGUUCACUCGGGGCUAUUCGGUCGGAGAAGAGGCCGGUUGGAGGGAUGGCUAUGUGUUUGGCAUACGGAAGGGCUCACAGAUAUCUGCAGAAAUCGGUUACUAUCAGGGCUUCACUCACGCGUGGAUCUCAAUUCUUGAGAAAGAGGAUCUCAAUAAACAACGAAAACUGACUGCUUUGCGGACACUGUUAGAUAUGACCCGUAAUUUCCCGAAAACUAAUCUCUUAGAGGAGGACACCAUACAAAAGUUGGGUCGCAUUCGCGCCAAAUUCAAACAAUGUGCGGCUCUUAUAUCGGGUACCAAUGCUUACAUGGAAUCGGGUAGUUUUGGUGGUAGCAGUUGGACAUCCAUGGACUCGGGUCAGGGAACCUAUUCAGGCACCUACUCAACCACCGGCUCAGUUCGCGGCUCAUCACCCAAUCCACCAAACAAUAUGAAAGGCGGAGAAAUGUCUUUUUAAUACUACUUUUGGACAUCAUUUUAGACAUCAUUUUCAUGACAUUUUAAAAUACCAAAUGCAUGAUAUUUUGUAUGAUUUUAAUUGUCAACGUGUUAUUGAUAUUACAAUUAGACGACUGUUAUAAUUGAAGACUUGAACAGUUUGGACACGAAUUGAGUUUAUUAUAUAAUGAAUAAAACGAAAUGA
Molecule: messenger RNA, 1275 nt
Organism: Oppia nitens
Lineage: Eukaryota; Metazoa; Arthropoda; Arachnida; Sarcoptiformes; Oppiidae
Product: protein LTO1 homolog
Exons: 3
Coding region: 559-1089 (176 amino acids)
Source: RefSeq, a predicted model, not a curated record